Acanthamoeba castellanii str. Neff is the source of this 3327-nucleotide messenger RNA. RefSeq names its product helicase associated domain containing protein. Bases 1 to 3327 code for a protein of 1108 amino acids. The record is from RefSeq and is a predicted model, not a curated record. The transcript has 4 exons. Lineage: Eukaryota; Discosea; Longamoebia; Acanthamoebidae.
AUGAACGGGACGGCACAGCUCGGACCCAAGGAAAAGGGCCUCGAGGCGCGCCUGGCCGGAGAUGACACGCUGGGCCAGCCGCCACCUCCGGGCGUGGGCGUGACCUCGGAAGCCGCCGCCGCGGCGUACACACAAGCGCAGCAGGCGCAGGCGCUGCUCGUGCAGGCGAUGGAGAGGGAGCGCCAGGCGAUCGAGCGCGAGCGAGCGGCGAUCCAGCGGGAGCGGGAAUCGAUGGACUCGGAGAGGAAGCGGAUGGCUCUGGCGGCGUCGUCAGUGCCCACCACGCCGCCCGACCAGUGGGGCCGGCUCGAAGACGCCGAAAAGAGCGAAGGCGAAGCGAUCGCGAAAGAACGAAGGAUGCUGGCCGAGGAGCGGGAGGCCGUCGAGCGGCUCAAGAAGGCGCACAAGCGCGAGAAGGAGGCGCUCGACCGACAGCAGCGGGAGCAGGAGCAGCAUCGACAGCAGAUGGACGAGGACCGGGUCAAGAUCGAACGCGAGGUGCAAAUGAUGGCCAACCUGGCCGCCGUCGAGACGCAGGUGCUCAAGGAGGCGCUCGAGCGGAUGAAGCUCGAGCGCGGCGCGAUGGAAAAGGAGCGCGAGCAGCUCUGGAGCCAAGUCCAGCAGCUGACCGCCGCGCAGGAGCAGCUCGCCGUGGAGCGCGACGAUCUGAUGGCCGAGAACGAGCGGCUGGAGAAGAGCCGCGACGCGCUGCUGGGCAUCCAGCGCGACCGGGGCGCCGAGGGCCUGCAGGCCGAGCGCGACCGGGUCGAGGCCGAGCGACGCGAGCGGGAGCAGACCGAGCUCCAGCUGGCCCGCGACACGGUCGAGCGCGACAAGCAGGAGAUCGAGAAGAUCCGGGUAGAGAUCGAGAACAUCAUGAAGGCCUGGGAGAUCGAGCGCGACCGGCAGGCCAAGGAGCGACUGCAGAUCGACGCCGAGAAGGAGGAGCUGGCGGCCGUGCGGGCCGAGGCCGAGCGCCAGUGGCGCCAAAUGACCGCAGGAAUGCCUGGAAUGCCUGCGGGCAUACCGCGGCUGGCCAGCAUUCUGGCGCAGCAGUCCGCGGCCGCCGCCUCGGCCGCCGGCGUGAGCCCCAUCGCAGCGAUGCCGGUCCUCCCUUCCUUCGCGGCCAUGACCAUGAACGCCAACGGCGGCCUCUCGCUCGCGCCGGCUACGUCCGCCGCUGGAUUUCUCGUAGACGACAAGCAGCCGCAGCCGUUCACGCCGGUGCACCAGCCGCGCGGCGGCUCGUCGUCGCUCACCACGUCGCCCGUAUCGACGCCCCCGCAGCCAUCAUCGGUACCGGCCACGUCGUCGUCGACCGGCGCCAAGCGGAAGCGCAAGCGGGGCGACAGCCUCAACCUGAGCGCGGGCAACUCGACCUCCACCCACCAGGAGAGCGCGUCGGAGGCCGACUUCAAGAAGCGGCGCAAGGUGCGGCCGUGGGAGGAGCGCUUCGAGGAGCUCCUCCAGUUCAAGGAGAAGCACGGGCACUUCUCCGUGCCGGCCGGCGGCGAUUACGCCAGCCUGCGCAUCUGGGUCAACAACCAGAAGGCCCUUCACACCAAGGGGCAAUUGGCGGCGGAUCGUUUUGAGAAGCUCAACGUCAUCGGCUUCCCGUGGUGGAACCCCAAGGGCAAUCGCUCGGGGAAGGGCAAAAAGAACGAAGACGGCGACGAAUCGACGACGAUGGUCGAUGUGAAGAAGGAGGAGAGCGCGCAGCCGUCCGUCGGCGGCGGCGGCGGCCAGGCGCACGAGGAGGACAAGGCCCAGCGGCGCAAGGAGCUCGAGGCGUUCUUCGGCUGCUCGCUCGAGCCCUACCCCGCCCUGGUCCACAAGUUCGCGGCCAAGAACGCGGAGCGCGCGAUCGACAACGCCAUCGUGUGGCUCACCAUGCCCCCACAAAAAGACCAACAACAAGGCGGCGAAAAGAGCGAAAGCGACGCGAAUAAGAAGAGCGAAAGCGAAGCGGAGAGCCUAAAGCCUAAGAGCGAAGAGACGAAAGCGAUGGCCGAGCGGAGGGAGAAGGUGGCCCUGCUCCGGCGCAUCGAGGGCAUCGUGGGCCUCGGCGACGACCCCCUGCGGGAGCUGAUGGAGAAGGGCGGCUUCCGGGUCUUCUCCUCCGACGUGAGCCUGCGGCGGGAGGACCUCGACUGGCUCAUCCACCACUACGACGAGAUCAAGAGCGCCUUCCUCCUCUCCACCUUCUCCAAGAAGGUGAACAAGGGGGACUGGAAUCAGAAGCUGCUGAUGAACGAGGUGGAGAAGAUCUACGCGUCCUUCCUGGGCUUCGACCUGCAGCACCGCAACCUGCGCACCAAGUUCCUGUCGACGCUGGGCAAGGCCGUGAGCGAGUGGAGCUACUACCUCCCGCGCGACCACUUCACCCUCUGGUCCCACGCUGUGUGCCUGCGGGCCAAGCACCUCAGCCUCCAGCAGCUGAGCGGCGGCGAAGGCGGCGCCAGCCUCGGCCUCGGCGAGGCCCAGCUCCUCCAGUUUGACCGCGACCGAUUUCUGGUCGACCGGCGGCCGAGCCUGGGCGACGUCGACAGCGGCCGCAGCGACGGGCCAAACCCGCUCGUACGGCUCCUCAACCUUCCCUACCUGGUCGACAUGGACCACGGCAGCCCGACCACCUCCACCUCCACCUUCACCACCUCGACCGAGCCGACCGCGUCGGCCCGUCGGCCCAGCGUGGACGCCGACCCGGCCCAGUCCACGUCCUCGCGGGCCUCGUCGCCCCCGUCGCUCUCCUCCUCUUCGUCGUCGUCGCUCAACAACUCGACCGACGAGGGGGUGAGCUCGCUGCUGAACAGCUUCAACCUGCCCAACUUCCCGUCCUACGUCCACAAGAAGCCGUUCCAGCGGCGGCGCGGGUCGUCGAGCGUGCCCGGUGCGUCGCUCGCCGCCCUCGCCUACCAGCACAUGCAGCAGACCCAGCAGCCGCAGCCGCCGCACGUGUCGGAGGUGAUCAUCGAAGAGGUCAGCAGUGAUGGCGACGACGAGCACGAAAUGGUAGAGUCGAGCACCACCACCACGACUCGUACGACGUCGCCGGGGCGAGCGCACCCGCACCAGCAGGCCACGGUCGAGGAGAUCGAGGAGGAGGACGACGAUGACGAUGAUGACGUGGCGCCGCCUCACAUUGUGCGCCCGAUUGCCCAGGAGGAGAUGGACCUGGAGGGAAUCGACGGCGAGAGCGGGGGCGAAGAGGAGGAGAGCGGCGGGCCGUCGGCCGGCCGCGAAGGGGAGCUGAUGAUCGACCUCAACGACGACGGCGAUGGCGAAGAAGACCACCACACGACAUGCCCGCCACCGCCACGAGAGUGA